Tuber melanosporum (Perigord truffle) is the source of this 2655-nucleotide messenger RNA. RefSeq lists its product as uncharacterized. Bases 1 to 2514 code for a protein of 837 amino acids. NCBI's taxonomy places the organism in Eukaryota, Fungi, Ascomycota, Pezizomycetes, Pezizales, Tuberaceae. The record is from RefSeq and is a predicted model, not a curated record. The transcript has a single exon.
AUGCCUCUAAACCCCCUCCAAAACGCUGUCCCGAAACAGCAGAUUCCAAAAGAGGCGCCAUCCUACUUUUCACCAUUUUUCCCACAAGCUCCGAAAGCUACUGAAGAGAUUUCCAUCUGGAAGCCUCCUCCAACAGCUAACGAGCCAUACUUUCGAUCCAAGGCGCCGAAGAACCAGCCGAGCACACCUCGCCAGAUCCCUACUGUCGGCGCUGCCUCCGUCUACCCUUCCAAACAGAAUAGUUUCUCUAGGAGCAAAAAUAAUAGCAUUGAUGAUGGAAGAGCACAGUUGUACCAGCCCAAGGUGAAUAAGAGCUUGGAUGAGAUUAUGUGGUUGGGGUCUGUUUCGGGAUUCCCCGUGCCAGCUCCUCCACCGCCGAGAAUCGAGCCAACCAUCCGGACUAAGCUCGCUAGGAAGCCAGAGGCGAAAUCGAGCGCGGCUUGCUUGAAUACCAAUGGGUAUGUCACGCAGGGGAAUCUUCCGUUUAAGGAUACAAGGACGGAGGAACAGAAGAAGGCAGACGAGGAGGCGGAGAGGAAAAGGAAGGAGGACGAAGAGGCUAGGAGAAAGCGAUUGGCGGCACACUCUAAGAAGGCCGGUGAGGUUAAAAAUAACCAGGGAGAACCACGAGUUAGACCGUCUGGCCGAAGAGGGAAGGUGUUUUUGCCCAUUCCUUUACCACAGGAAACGGCCCAGAGGAGCAAUCGUCCAAAUGCCAACCACAGACCCAACCUUCCGGAGAACAAUACCAGUUAUGCGCCCUCUCACCCAUUCCUUCCUCAACCAAUCGAGACCACUCGCAGAAGCAAUAGGCGUUCUGAAAAGCUGAAAGCGGGGAGUGACGAGAGUGUCUGGAUGGGACUUCCCCAGCCGAUUGAGACUGUGAGAAGGAGCAAUAGGAAGGGCCCUCUGGGGAGCAGAGGAGGCGGAGGGAGUUCGGACAACAAGGAUGGAAAGGGCGAUACCAAGCCCGUCUCUACAGAGAUACUGCCAGAGCCAAUAGAGUCUUCGCGGAGAUCUCAUCGCCCCCGAAAGUCGGAGGAGUCGGCUCUACCUCAACCAGAAGAAACUACCAGGAGGUCUAACCGGCCAACGGCAGCCCCUGUAUCGAGAGCUGGACAGGAUCCACCAACCCCGACAACCUCCUUCUUCGGUCCUAAUAUUGUCCCUCAGCCUUACGAGACCACAAGGCGCUCUUACAGGCCUAUCUCAGCGCGACCCUUAAUUCCCCAGCCUAUUGAGACUUCUCGGCGAUCCAAUCGCGUUCGGGUACCUCAGCCAGAAAUGCACCUGGAGAUCGAGGCACAAGAUACCCCGCAACCCGUGGCACUUUCCAGCCAUAGUGGUCACCGCUACUUGCGGAGAAAUAGUACCACUAAGCCCAACACCCCAGGCCUGCACCCUGCAUCAGGCGCUUUUGUGAGAGACCGGGGAAGGGAGAGACGCCUUGUGAAAAAAGUUUGUGCUCGCCCUAGUGAUCACGUUUCGCAUCUUCACGAGCCUGUCGACUCUGUGCCUCCGAGUCCGGUCGAUAGCCCGGAACAGUCUAGAUGCCCUAGUCUUAGCACUUCACCUACUUCAUCUGCAGCUAGCUCUACAUGGGAGGUUUCUAAUAAGUUGAACAAAACUAUUGGCGCCAAGGCUGUCAGGCGGGGUUCCGGGAAGGACGGAUUUGGUCCAUACAUUCUCAGCUUGGAGAAAGGUCUCCAAAAAGAGGGGGCUGUCGGGGGUGCAGGGAUCAAGCGCGAACAUGCGAAAGAGGAGGUAGAAUACCCCUUUCCGGUUGUUACCGAGGAUAAGGGUCGUGAGGACAAAAAGCCCAAGGUUGCAACGGACGGUAGCGGGAUUAGAAGCGAGAGAUCCGAAACUGUCCGUCCUAAGUUUACCUCCGCCAUCACAGAUGGCGUAUUGGAGAUCAAACAUCCCCAACCGAGGCAGGCUUCUGACGAAAGGGUAACAGAUGAUUAUCCCAUCUGUCAUUCUCCAGUACAUGGAAAAUUCACGGUUCCCUGGGGAAAGAAGGAGGAACUGAUUGAGGAGCGCGGUGGAUUCGACAGCUCUUGCAUUCCGACCUACGAACUUGAUGGCCCCCCGCCCCUCAAUAUCAGCGCUAUGAACGUGAAUACCCAGCUUCCAACUCCGCCAGACUCCCUUCCAUCAUCCGUGUCGGGCAAGCAAUUCCUUGGGGGCCCGAGAACAACACCCUCUCGCGUGAUCUACACUCCAAUGGCCCCCUCUCCUGGGUACACCGUCGCAUCUCUUCCCCCUCGACGAAAAGAAGAUAACGGUGUCAAAGUCACGGAAGAGUUUGUCGACGCUGUGAUGGUAUACUUGAGCUUGAACUACGAAUCUAUCGCAGCAAAGUACGAUGCGGAGCUUGCGGUCUAUACCGAUUCGUCGGAAGCCCAGGUCAAGGCGGACAGGAAGGGUGUUGUUAGGAAGUACAUUGAGCGUUGGAUCUCUGAGAAUCCGGAAAUGGCAUCCGGUGAAGGCAGAAAGGGUGGUUUCUGGUAGCCUAGUCUUUUCAAAAAGGAAGAAAGAGAAAAAAAAGGCUUUUUGUUUUUCCCUCUUGAAGUGGGGGAGGGAGUUUUUUGUGUGAUUUGUGUUUCAUCUUGUACUCUUAAAUUCUGUUACUGCUCUUUUGGCAGUUACAUU